Brassica napus (rape) is the source of this 2910-nucleotide messenger RNA. RefSeq names its product TLC domain-containing protein At5g14285-like. Gene Ontology annotation, cellular component: membrane. The record is from RefSeq and is a predicted model, not a curated record. Lineage: Eukaryota; Viridiplantae; Streptophyta; Magnoliopsida; Brassicales; Brassicaceae. The coding region runs from base 39 to 776 and encodes 245 amino acids. The transcript has 7 exons.
CUUCCAAACAGUUUCAGAAAAAUAUCAGAAACAGAGACAUGGAAACGGCGUCGUUUAACCCUUCUUCUCCGGCCAAUCUCCCGUCGUUUCUCCUCCUCUUCGUCUCCGUCUACCUCCUCGGCUACUUCCUCAUCUUCCGCUCGUGGAAAUCAUCCCACCUAGGCGCCAGCUGCUUAAUGUCGCUGUUCCACGGCACUCCCGCCGUCGUACUAGCUUCUCACGCUCUCCUAACAACCCCACGCGCCUUCGCUUCUCCCAACACCGCCGUGGAGUCCUCCGUCCUCGACUUCAGCAUGGCCUACUUCACGAUCGACCUCCUGCACUACCUCGUCUUCCUCCCGAGCGACUUCCUCUUCAUCCUCCACCACAUCGCGACGCUCUACGUCUUCGCCACGUGUCGAUUCGCCGUAGGUCACGGCGCUCACGCGCUUCUCCUACUCUUGGUCUUGGCGGAGGCGACGAGCGCGUGCCAGAACGUGUGGACGAUCGCUGGCUACAGGAAGAACGACGUCGUGCUGGCGAGGAAGGUGAGGGAGCUUUUGUCUCCUCCUUUCUACUUGUUCUACACUGUGGUUCGUGGAUUGGCGGGUCCGGUGGCUCUGUACGAUAUGGCGUCGUUUUACGGAAGCGGAGCCGCGGAGGGAGCGAUCCCGCGGUGGGCGUGGAUAUCGUGGCUUGUUGUGAUUGGCUCUGCUAUUGUGCUUAGUGUUUUGUGGGUUUUACGAAACUGGGUUGAUUGGUUUAGGGAGAAAAACUCUGGCAAGAAAUUUAAAUGACCUCUAUUUAUUUUAUUAAUGUUUGAUUGAUAGAAGUCUAGAUAUCACAUAACAGUGUUCAUAAUAAAUUUAUUUGAUUGUAUUUGUGUAAUGUAUGUACAUUGAUGAUGAUAUUUCUAUAGUAAAUUGUAGUUGUUUUAUUUAAUUUUUGUCUGAAUUAAACUGCAAAUGUGAACUUUGGCAAAUAAAAAAUAAGGGAAAAUAAUGUUCCUUUUCUUUUCCAGAAAGUAUAAAAAUACUAUAUUACUGUCAAAAAGUGAAUUUAAUUGUCAUUUGCAAUCUAUACUAUACUAAAAGGUGGAUAUCCUCCCCUCUAAACCUAUCCACGUCAGUUAAUAUAUUCAGCCAAUCAGAGAGCAUUAUUAUGCUACGUCAUACGAAGUUUUAAGUCAACUAAUAUAAAAUCGGGCCAGGCGUUUGGGCCAUUAAUAAUAUCCAGUGCCAAUAUGAAGCCCACCUCAUCAAUACCAAAUCUCCAAUGAAAGUUAUUAAUUUAUUAUCGUGGCUGACUCUUCUUCUUCGAAGCUGUGUGAACGCUCACGGUCUAACUCCUCCUCUCAAUUGAUGAUUUUGAGAAACGUCUGCAAUUAUGACAUUCAAGGAGAGGGAUCGCCGUCGAUAGUAUCAACGGUGGAGAGAACGAAGACGAACCGGAGAAGAAAAGUGAAGAAGAGCAGAGAUUAAAACAUCAUCUGAUACGAGAAUCUUCUAGAACCCUACCUUCUUUUUUAUGAACUCUCUCAAUCCUUUCCCCGUGACUACCGUCACAUGUCUUAAGCUCGGAGAUAUAUGCAGCUGCAUCUCUCUGUUUAUGUCUUUGUUUUCCUCUUUCUUCUCUUAUCUGAAUGUGGGUUUCUUUGAAAGGAGAUGGAUGUCCGAAGAGGAAAUAUUGAUCUUACGUUGUUAUGUAUUGUUUGAUUAUUCAAAAGGGUCUAUGUCAUUCACCUAACCUUGCUUUGUGUUUAGGUUACUAAUGGCAGAUCGUAUCUGAUUUCCUGUUGUUCAUUUUGUCUCAGGUGAUUUGGCAAGGAAGAGCCCAAGAUUCACGGUUAACAGAUGAGAGCUAAGAAACAGAGGAUGUCGACCAUUGACACCAGAAGAGAUUGAUUCAUUCCUUUUACCUCCAGGUUUCUCCUAGAUGUCACAUUAUACUUUACCGGAUCUUUUGCUCUCGAUGCAGCAAUAGUAGUUGGUGGCCUUCCCAGGAUUUGGGUGUUGUAGGGUCUUGAAGAAAACAACACGGGCUGAAGCAUUAAGCAUAGAAACAAGGGGGACCUGUGUGUUUGUACAUGCUGAGCAUUCUAUUGACUCGCCACUUGCUAGGGUAAUCUGUAUAAAUACAGAAAAUAUACUUCUAUCACAGCCUAAUUGGCGCGAACAAGCCCUUAGUCGUGCGGAUACUUCAAUCCGAAGUGGUUCGGUUGAUGUUAUUGUUGCUGACAGUGUAAUUUAGGAGCACUUGAGUAUAAGAUGGGUGAUGCUCAUAUGAUUAUCCAAGCCGCUACGUGUCUUGAACUUCAAAGCAUGGUAGUAUUGAAAAGAAAAGGCUCGCCAAGGUAAUAAAGAAAACAGUAAAAACUCGAGGAAGAGACGUCACUAACCAAUCUCAGAGUCAGUACGUUAGAGCAGAUACCAGAUUAUGAAAGAGUGUUUUGUGGAGAAGAUAGCUGGAGUCAUUGUAGAAUUUGUAAUCAGCGGAUGAUAACACAUCGUGGUCUGGUUUAAAAGAAGCUAAAUGAGAAACUAUCUAUACCAAAGUUAUAUUAUUUUCUUGGAAAUGAAGUGUGUGAACCUUCGAACAGGCGUGGAGAUUCUGCAGAUGAGGAGAGUAAGAGGAACUCUGCAAGUGAUGGGCCAGCGAAAGCUAAGCGCCCAAGAUGUGAGAAGUAGAGCUCCCAUUCAUCUUCUCACUUAUUGCAUGCUUCAAUGAUGUUUAAGUCUUUUUUCAGUUUAAGUAUUGACUUAUGAUUUCCUUUCAGUUUUUUUGCUUUUCAGUGUUUUUUUUCCUUGAAACAUUUUAUCUACUUUGCAUGAUUAGCAGCUAAAAAUCAUGUUUACUGUUUUAUCACUCUGCUUCAUCAGAAUUACAUUGCUCAGUUUAUUAUUUAUGUCUUCAGAAACAGGUUCUAUUGUA